Molecule: messenger RNA, 1500 nt
Organism: Colletotrichum siamense
Lineage: Eukaryota; Fungi; Ascomycota; Sordariomycetes; Glomerellales; Glomerellaceae
Exons: 2
Coding region: 1-1500 (499 amino acids)
Molecular function (GO): hydrolase activity, hydrolyzing N-glycosyl compounds
Source: RefSeq, a predicted model, not a curated record
AUGUUUCGCACUCCGCUGCUGUGUCUGCUCUCUGCAUUCCUCUGGGCACAAGACAUCAUAACAACGGUCAGCGCCGAGUCGAUUCAAUGCGGCAGUCCUUCAUUCCCGAAACCGCGCGUCUUCAUCCUCUCGGACAUCCUGAACGAGCCAGAUGACUCCAUGUCGUUGGUUCGCCUGCUUGUGUAUUCAAAUCAAAUUGACAUUCGCGGGCUUUGCGCGACAACAUCGUUCUUUUUGAGGAAUACUACCCAUCCCGAAGAGAUGAAGAAAAUCGUCAACGCGUACGGCAUGGUCGUUGGCAACCUCAAUCAACAUGUCUCUGCGGAUUUUCAGUUCAAGAGCUCAGACGAGCUAUUGUCCCUAGUUACAUCCGGGCCCACGGUUUACGGAAUGGAGGCUUUGAAUUCCACACUCAGCGAAGGCGCAAAACUGCUCAUGGAGAAGCUCGAGGAGUCGUCAGAUCCCCUGCAUGUGAGCCUUUGGGGUGGCGCCAAUACUCUUGCUCAGGCUCUUCGGCACAUACACGCAGAAAAGUCUCCAAGCGAAGCUGCGCUGCUGCGGUCACGACUCAGGGUCUAUGCGAUCUCAGAUCAAGACGGCACUGGCACAUGGAUUCAAUCUCAGUGGCCAGACAUCUUUUACAUAUCUAGCAUGCAUGGUUUCCUAGAAUUUGGAGACGCGACUUGGACGGGAGUAAACACCAACGCCAACGGACUGGCAAACACCACCAAAAUCACAGACGAGUGGAUCACCCCGAACAUCCGCGUUGGGCCUCUGGGCGCAACCUAUCCCUUGAUCGAGUUCAACAUGGAAGGAGAUACACCAAGCUUCCUGUGGCUCAUUCAAAAUGGUCUGUCUGCUACCGAGCAGCCGGAACUAGGCGGUUGGGGAGGCCGAUACUCUCAGGUGGUCGAUGUUGACGGCAUCAACUGGUAUGGAAACUCGUUGGAUGCCCUCACAUUGUCUGAUGGGACUUCAUACUCGAGUAUUCAGGCGACGAUCUGGCGCUGGAGAGACGCUAUGCAGGACGACUUUGCCGCGCGGAUGCAAUGGACCCUAAACCAGAGCGCCAGCGCAGUAGCUCACCCGCCUCUGGUCAACGUGAAUGGUUCUGCAGGCCCUGAAGUCUUGCGGUUCGACCUCAAGGCCAAUCAGUCAAUCAUAUUGAAUGGGGAAAGCACCUGUGACGCCGAUCAUCCUGGGGACUUGAGCCAGCUCGACUUUGAGUGGUUUGAAUAUCCCGCAGCACAAGUGUACCCGCCGCAACCAAGUGGCCUUUCCAUUCAGCCACUCGCCUCCCCCUCUGGUACAAACGGCGUGCUCUCUCUGAAUGAAGCUGGAUUUGCGAAUGUCACGCUUGGUUCAAGGGUUGAGGUGUCGGUCGAAGAUAGCGCCUUUACGGAUGGCAAAGAAUGGCAGGUGGUCUUGCAAGUUCGCACGAAGAAAGGGCCACACCCAAUUAGACGUUACAAGAGGGUUAUAAUAACGACCAAGGCCUGA